Messenger RNA from Seminavis robusta, 483 nucleotides. The record is from the annotation of a GenBank genome assembly. NCBI's taxonomy places the organism in Eukaryota, Bacillariophyta, Bacillariophyceae, Naviculales, Naviculaceae.
AUGGAUCUCAUGCAAAGUAUCGUCAAGUACGCAACGCUGUUAAUUGCGUCCUUCAAUAUCGUCUGCGGGUCUGCCAUUGUUGGUGGGCAUCUGCUGCCGAGAGACGUCGUGCCUAACAUGAUCGAAUCUUCGUUUGGGAUGAUGAUGGAUACUACCGGUAGUACAACGAUAGUACAGAGUACAUCCUCAGCGGAGCGAUUGUACAACAUUGUGUUUGGAUUGCUAGCGCUACAAUUGGGACUUGUUCGAGUCCUGGGAGUGUGGUACUGGCAACAGGCUCCUCAUACCUGUAUCAUGGCCAUUCUGGCGACAACCUUUCUUAUUGAAUUUGCCCGUGACGGAACAAUGAUCCGUGAAGGACUGAUUGGUCUUGACGAAGCCGUUGCAUUCUUCCCCAGUGCUGUUCUGAUGGCUGCGUAUCUGGGCCUGGUUGUGGCUAGCGUGAGGCGGAACCAUAGAGGAGAAGAUAAGAAACAGACAUGA